Molecule: messenger RNA, 2994 nt
Organism: Stegodyphus dumicola
Lineage: Eukaryota; Metazoa; Arthropoda; Arachnida; Araneae; Eresidae
Product: nuclear pore membrane glycoprotein 210-like
Cellular component (GO): nuclear pore
Source: RefSeq, a predicted model, not a curated record
AGUGUUCGACUCUUCGUAUUGCUGAUCAACGUAGUUUUUUUAAGUGGGAUACUUUUCCACGUGGAAGUUAAUGUAAUAAUAAUAAUGUCGAUUCGCAUUUCAACAAUAGGAUGUUUAAUUUAUAUAUUUCUGUGUUUGUGUUUCUUCUUGACGGAGAAACUCUUAGCUUUUAAGCAAAAUUCUCCUAUUAUUUUAUUAAAUUAUAAUACAGCUCUUCCUUCGAAUGCGACUGUGGAGAUCUUGGACUUUAAUACUGAAGACUGUUUCGAAUGGUACUCAUCUGAUCCAGAAGUCAUUAUUGUUUCUCCUGUAUUCGAUAAGGAUCUUCCGGGGAGCUGCUCCCGUAAAGCUGUAGUGACAUGUAUUUCAGAUGAAGUGGAAAGGAAAAUUACGCAAGUUACAGCGUCCCAGAAAAAUAAAAGCAAAACAGGGACUAAAGUAUUUUGGGAUGUGAUUACCGAUUCUGUGGCUAAUAUCGACAUAUCCUGGGUAACAGAUGAGGUAAUACUUGGAGGACACCCUGAGAAAUUAACGGUAGUUGCAAAAAAUAAAGAUGGGCACACUUUUACAAGCAUAAAUGGCUUACACUUUGAGUGGAAAAUAACCUCUCAGCUGGAUAGUCAUGCAAAAAAAACAGCAGAUGGAGAGGAAGUUAUCAGGUUAGUGAAAUUUUCUGACUCCAACUACGAAUCUGCAAAGGAUACUUUGGAAUGGGAGCAAAGAGGGAUGUUUGGCCAUAGCGUUUUAGUUGAAGCAGUGAAUUUAGGUUCAAGUAUAAUUCAAGCUUCUUUACUGGGAAAAUCGUCAAAGGUGACACUUACUGCAAAAAUAUCGCUAAAAGUAUUGCCAAAUAUAAAAAUUCUGCCAUCCACGUCACUCUAUUUAUUGCGAUUUGCUACAGUGCCUAUUUCAUUGAAUAAGAUGUUGGGAGGAGAACUUUCAGAAAUCGAGAAAAAUGAGUUUAAAAUUCAUUCUAAAGAUCCUUCAGUUGGAGAACUAGUCGAAGAUUUCUCUUCUGUUAAAGGCUUGAAUUAUGGCUCAACGUCAGUCAUUUACAAAAGCAUUAAUAGCAAAUAUUCUGACGUGUCUGUAGAUCUUCAUGUUGUGAAGGCGGUGCGCCUUGCUGUACGGAUUUCUGGAGGUAAUUUCAAGAUUUUGGAAGAAAUGAAGAGUUACAUUGUGCGUGUUGAACUAUACGACGAAAAUGAUAAUAGAAUAUACCCUGCAGAAAAUUUAAGACUGAGUGUAAGCUUCCCAUCACGACUUUUCUACUUAAAUUCCACUACUGCAAAUGGCACUUAUCAUGUAAUUCAAGCCAUAGCACCUGGAUCCGGCACCAUACGGGCUGAACUCAAAGGCGUUAUUACGGAGGAUGGGAUAAAAAAAGAAAAUGCAGUUGUAGGAUCGGAGGAAGUAACAGUGUGCCAAAAGCUUCAGAUUUUCCCUCCUCGCUUACUAUUGCCGUCGGAUUCACCUAGCAUCCCGUUGCACAAGGUUCAGUUUACGGUAACAGGAGGUACUGGAAAGUACUCAUGGGCUUCAAGUAAUACGUCCGCAGCGACUGUAAUCUUUGACGAGAAAAACAGCAACAUUGCUAAACUUCAAAUUUAUAAAGAAGGAGAUUUGUAUAUUACAGUUACUGAUAGAAAUAACAUUAAUUUCUUUUCCGCUGUAAAGGUAUCUGUCCAGCCAGUUAUUGAUAUUGAAGUGUAUCCCACUGUUGUGGAAACUGAAAUUGGAAAUACGUUGAUUAUUCCUACUGCGAUUCUUGGCUAUGAAGAUGAAGAAAAGAAAAUAAUUCGAAAAUUUGAUGAAUGCACCACAAUCGAGCCUAUAGUAGAAAUAAUUGACAAGCAUGUUGUAUCAUAUGAGAAAGCAAAAAAACGAGACUACUAUCUACAGCAAGGAUUUGAGUGUGGAACGAAAAAACCUCACAUACCAGCCUAUGGUAAAGGAUGCCUUAGUUUACAAUUUAGGUGUAAAAUGGCCGGCCACUCCAGAAUAAACAUUUUUUACAAAAAGCGAGGAGAGAAGAGCAACAAUGCAACGUUUAAAACGACGACAGUUUUAGCUUGUUAUAAAUCAUUAAAACCUGUGCAUCCAGUAAGAGUAGCAGUUGCAGCACUUGGCACUUCAAAAGAAAUAGCUUUUGAAGGUGGUCCCAGACGAUGGCCUCUAAAGAAGGAUGGGCAUUAUACAAAACUAGAGACCAGCAAUUCUGAACUCGUAACGAUUGAGUUGAUAAAAGAUCCUAUAAGAUAUAACAAAGAUUUAACGGUGUUCAGAAUUCACUGUAAGGCUCUUGGAGAAAACGUACUUAAUUUUUAUAUCGGAAACGAACCUUCAGCAACUAAUCAGCAUCCUGCGAAAUCUGAAGCAUCCGUUAAAUUUAUUUGCAGUGAACCGCAUUCAUUACAUCUGAAACUCUAUAAAAAGAAAAGUAAAAAGCAACUUCAGCAGGAAAAUAUUGUAAAAGUUCCUUUCUACGGUAGCAAGACUUUUGAAAUUGAUAUAUGGGUUAAAGAUGAAAAAGGUCGUAAAUUUUGCAAUAUCUCCUCAUUAAGUGUGGAGUGGGAAGUGUCGGACAAGACACUUGCAGAACCGGAUAUUUAUUCAGAUUUUAUGACUUACGAAAAUGCCGUAUCUGGCUACAGAAAAGUUUCUAGAGAAUUUAAGGAGUUCAAGAUGUCUGGUGGAACUGGGGACUUGGUAGUGAGCGCCAAAAUCGUUAAGUAUCGGAAGGACGUAUUAAUUAAAGAAGAGAUUUCAGAUUUUAAGGAAUUUCCUGAAAUUUCUAGCUCACUUGAUUUGAAGUUAGUAAGUCUACGAGAUAUUAAUGCUGGCUUAUAUUCUCUUGAUGAAGAAGGAAAGAAAGUUGAAAGCGCAUGUGACGGAGAUACUUGUCAAGCAUAAUACCUGACUUAUUUAAUAAAAAUUAUGGAAAGAGUGUGUCUCCUUUGUAUUUCUCCAUUAAAAAUAUUUUACGGAAAGUGA